This is a messenger RNA of Penicillium subrubescens, 1476 nucleotides long. RefSeq names its product alpha/beta hydrolase family protein. The record is from RefSeq and is a predicted model, not a curated record. The transcript has 5 exons. Bases 1 to 1476 code for a protein of 491 amino acids. Lineage: Eukaryota; Fungi; Ascomycota; Eurotiomycetes; Eurotiales; Aspergillaceae.
AUGUUGGAUGGAGCAUAUGGGACAUGUGCUUGGAUGCUGUUCCCAAGCGGUGUCACGUCGUGGAGUGGAGAUGAUUGGCACUAUUGGGGUGUCGCCGACUUCCAGGCUGCACUGUCAGCAAUUGCGGACUGGGUCAAACAAAUUUCUUGGGACGGCCCUGCUGCUGCUAUAGAUAAGCUGAUCGUGGUUGGCCAUUCCAAUGGAGACAACGUCUCUGCAGUAGCGCCUGUCUCCGGGUACACAUCGAUCGAAAAUUAUGUUCCAUAUACCAUGUGGCACAACUCGGAGCCCUCGCUUUCCUCCGUCCUGUUAAGGUCACGGUCAACCUAUAAGCACGAGUUGUUAGUGGGUAACCUGGCUGGUAUUCCGGUGGCACAACAGCAUGGGGCAGCAGAUGAUAAUGUACCUGCAUAUCAUGGACGACUGAUGCACGAGCUCUUAGAUCAGGCCCAGUGGCCAUCCGAGUACAAAGAGCUCCCAGGAAAAGGGCACUGGUAUAAAGGCGUAUUGACGACCGAAUAUCUGAAAGACUUCUAUCGAAGUAUGGUUAGCCGGUCUAGAACGGCGAAAGUAUUGCCACAAACCUUCACCAUCACGGUUCCAGCUUCGGGUACAUUGGGGUCUAAAGCUGGAAUCCAGGUCGACCAGCUCCAGACACCCGACGUGAACGACAACAAGACCUGGCAUAUCUCCACCCGCAAUAUUCAUCGCUUCCACUUUUCAGAGGCAUCUUCCUUGGUCGAGUUGCCCGAGACAAUCGUGCUUGAUGGGAUGAACGGGAGCUUCGAGGUGCACUUCGCCCAGAAAGCGCAGACCUGGUUGGUCAGGGAUGCGGAGGGGAAGUGGGAAAUCUCUCAUGAUACUCGCUGGAAGACGGUCCAUCAACGGUAUGGUCGUCAGCUCGGUGCACUCGAUGCCAUUCUCCGAACUCAAGGGACGUUCACGAUCCGAGGGUGUUCUCCUGGAGUAGACAGUGUCGCUCUUCAAAUUAGUCGCAAUUUAUUCCAGUACUUUGCAGCCGAUUCGCAGAUCAUCGAGAGUUGCUCGAACAACACCUUGCAGCACCAACCUGGUAAUGUGAUCACGCUUGCUGUGGGUCACGAUUUGCCUCCAGCCCCGAUGGAAACAUACCCGAUUCAGAUUGACCAAGGUCGUCUUGUCAUAUCGACGAGUGGUUCAUUAUCGGCCCUGCCUGCUCUGAGGGAAGAGUACGUGUUUGGGGAGCCAGGCCUGGGUGCGGUCUUCCUUAGACCCUGUCCGGGCGAAACGUUGGAGCUGGUGGUAUGGGGUACCGACUUGGAUGGUCUGCGGCAAGCGGCUCGUCUGGUUCCGACGAUCACUGGGUCAGGACAGCCUGAGUAUGUGGUCUUGGGAGAUUCUUCUCGUUGGGAAGGUGUGGCUGGAGCCUAUGCUGCUGGUCAUCUCGACUGGUCUUGGCAGAUAUCGCCGAGCUCAUACCAAUCUGAUCCCAUCUGA